Messenger RNA from Amoebophrya sp. A25, 265 nucleotides. NCBI's taxonomy places the organism in Eukaryota, Dinophyceae, Syndiniales, Amoebophryaceae. The record is from the annotation of a GenBank genome assembly.
GGAUGGACUCGGUUCUCGAUUCAGAGCGCAGAAGUAUAGGGCUGUACUCUAUGAGAGCUCUCCAUGGAUGGACUCGGUUCUCGAUUCAAUGGCUUCGGUUCUCGGUGGAAUCUGCCCGACCUUCCCUCGUUUUUGUGUCCUUCUUGGCCUCCUUUUUUGCUGGAUGCUCGUCCUCUUUCUCGAUUGUUGUUGUGGGUUUUUGUGCUUUUUUUAGGACCUUAACACGACUAGAAAACGCUUCAAAAAUCCUUAUUCAUGUGGGUGC